CAGUGUCAUCUACAGCUGAGGGUUGCGACAGCGACCAAACACUGCUACCUGCCACCUGCUGACAGCUACAGUGUGUACUUCCAGACUCUGUGGGCACAUCAUGGGUAACUGCACUUCAGGGACAAAGAAGAAAGGGAAAGGGGAUUUCACACCAGGUGGAAAAAGCAACACAGAUAACAAGCCUAACGAGGAUGUCACGUAUGCCUCUAUUGACCACAGCACCGCCAAAGGAUCACCUAGAGCCAGAGCUACCACUGAUGAUGAUUGUGACUAUGCAACAGUUAACCUACCAGCAGCGGCACUCCAACCUGAAACUGUGUCCAAGUGCUCGUCUACAGAGGAGAACACAGAUGAUUAUGUUCUCAUGGGGUGAACAGAAACUAGGAAAUCUUAAUUCAGGUUAUUGCAUGAUGCAGGACUCGGGAAUGUGACUGUUAGUCAAAUCUUGAUCUUCAAACUUGAAGAAACUGUGACAAAAUGAAACAAAAAAAACAUCCACAGUAGCUGGUUGCGGAAACAAGAAGCCCCCAAGAUGUUUCGCUCCACUUUUGAUGUAACCCCCACCCUGAACAUAACUGUGGUGUUCCUUCCUGAAGAAGAAUAACCCGCAUCACGUUUGACGUCUGUACAGAAGAAACUCAACCUCAGGUGGAGGAUCUGUGGCUCUUCAGUCUGAUAUGAAACGCCAUGACAUUAGAACAUUAUCCAGAAUCAGUUAGUCAGAGGAAAAUGAACCUGGUGUUUGGCUUGACGAAUAUUUGCCAAUCAUAAGAACAGCAACCAAACUGUCAAAUCCAACAGCAUCAUAUACACCAAAUUAGUUACACCAUGACGUGAAUGACAACAUUUUAAAGCCACUAUGUGACCAACUUUUAUAUUAUUACUUUUUACACCAAGAAUAAUAAUGAGGAGCUGAUUCCUGGCAAUAAACUUGUGAUGCACACACGUGACGCUGCAGCUUUUGGGCCUUCUUCAAGAUCAGCAGGUUGAUCUUGCUUGUUGAUCUUGAAGAUGGACGAAACGUCACACUUCACAUAAAACAAAAGAUAUGCAUAUGGAGCCAGAGUGUACGACACUUGUUUUCUACAAUCAAACUUCUAUAUUACAGCAUCUUUUUUAAAUAAAUCUGAUUGCAUACACGUUAGUUUGCAGGAAAAAUUAGCCAACACAAUUAGUGUAGCCAGUGUGUACUACAAAUAGAUUUCUAAAUUGUCGUUAUGGUAACACAAUACUUGGAAGUAAAUGAAACUGAACUUUACCAAAUUCAUACUACAGGCUCUACACAGUAUGUAGAACGUGCACACUAGGAAAAUGGCAAACUAAAGUCAACUCAAAGCCUGCAGAGUUCUUUCUAUUUUUGAAUGUGCUAUUGAUGGGUCCUACUCUCUGAUAAUGUGUUGCACAGAGGAAAUUAAGCUCACUGCUGAGAAACAGAAAGGAAAUUGUGGGCAGUCUUGAAACAGCUAAAAAUAAAAAUAAGUAAUAAAUCUUAAGAAAAGUAUUUUUGCUUUCUCUCUGAGAGGUUAUUUCGGCUAACUAGCUCUCCAAAGUCACAGUUUAAUUGGCAUUUGAUGUUGCAUGCAUUAUAGUAUGAAAUGGUGAAGUAUACUUCCUUGUCUAGAAGUAAUAUCAAUUUUGGACAGAGCUUUGGUGUUUGGGCUUGAACUUUUUUUGCCAUUAAUGCAAGAGGUUUUGUCAGUUUUCUCCAAAACAGUGAGCCCACCAGCUUCUGACAAAGCAAUGUUAGUUUCAACAUGUCACUAUGUGUUAAAUGUUCGUUACAUGUUUUUUAAUGUAUGAUUUUGUUUGUAGAAAAUUUGCUCUCCAAAAUGAGUGUGUUACUUUCAGCAUUCAAGGGCUGUCUGUGCUACAAAAGUGGUGGAACUGUUUUUCCACCCUGAGAGGAAAAAGCAGCUAUGACACCCUGUUAACAGAAAGAAACACUGACUUUGUAGUCAGGAUGGCUAAUGCGAGCACGCCUGCUGUCACUCUAUGACUCGACGGCAGAUAAUCUUUAUCUGUUUUUGUUGAAACCUUUAACCAAAGUUUCAGUUGCAGAAACCCCACAUUAAUCAGCCUCAACCACCCUUUACUAACAACGCUCAUAUGCCCACAUGUCAUCCGAUCAAUGUUGGAAGAAUAUAAUGUUUAUGGCCUCAACUCAAACCUUCAUCUGCUUCCUGGAGUUCCUCAUUUUGCAAUACCGCUCCUGAGAACUACUGCACACCACCCAAAUAUACUACAAAUACAUAUUUAAGGCUUGAGAAUUUAUAUUUUUCAUGUUUUGUAUGUGCAUAUAUGUUUGUGUCUAUGCCUGUUCUACCUACAGGGUUAUUUAUAUGUUUGAGUGGAUGUUAAAUGAUAGGGCGGUGUAAUUUACUGUAAGCGCCUUUGUUUCAUUGUGGCUUUACUGAUCUUUUAUACUGAUUAAACCUUACCACUUUA
Molecule: messenger RNA, 2445 nt
Organism: Epinephelus lanceolatus (giant grouper)
Lineage: Eukaryota; Metazoa; Chordata; Actinopteri; Perciformes; Serranidae
Source: RefSeq, a predicted model, not a curated record